This is a messenger RNA of Micromonas commoda, 750 nucleotides long. RefSeq lists its product with no specific name. The transcript has a single exon. The record is from RefSeq and is a predicted model, not a curated record. Bases 1 to 750 code for a protein of 249 amino acids. Lineage: Eukaryota; Viridiplantae; Chlorophyta; Mamiellophyceae; Mamiellales; Mamiellaceae.
AUGACGCGCGAUUCGAACGGCGGAGUAGGAGGGCGGGUGCAGUUGCCGUUCGACACUUACGGGUUGCGCCGUCAUAAUGGGCUCCCGCUCGAGGAGUAUUACCACAGCGUUGAAAACGUCCCGGAUCUCGCCGCUCGGGGCGUCUCCCAAGAGUUGUACCGGCGAAUCUUCGUCAACGAGCUCGCGCAGGUGACUGGACUGGAGAUGCCGCCACGUGACGAGGACGCAGUGAAACGACAGGUGUGUGCCGCUUGGCUCGCUGCCUUUGUCUGUUUUCCCGUUGGUCUGCCAUACUGCUGUUGGAUAACGCAUCGAGAGAGGGCGAGAGUACAGGCGUUCGACGCGGAUCUGCGCGCUUGGCAAGCAAACGCCACCGAGCAGCUGCGCGCCAUCGUACCCGGCGCCGUCGUCAAGACGCGGAUGCGAGUCAAGGGUGAAUAUCAAAUCGUGGGAAGGGAACAAGGCGAAGUGAAAAAAAGUUACGUGCCGACUUCCACAGAACGGUCCAUCGUCAUUGCCCUGACCCCGGAGGAAGGUUCGCUGCUGCAAGACGAGCCUCACAUCUCCGGCGACGCCGAUAAUAUCCCUCCCCAAUGCAUGUGCGUGUUCUGCGCGUGCGAGGGACGACCCGACGGUUCCUGCGAGGGCGAGACGUUGUGCUGUUGCAAGUUCACGGUGAAGCCCGGCGCGCCCGAGGGCUUGGACUAUUACGAGUGGAAACGAGACGAACGAUGCGCCGUCCCCGUCUGA